GUCAUGGCUUCUUCUCCUUCUUCCGCAGUCAAUGUGCUCCAGCGCAAGCCGACCAACGUCGCGAUCCACACGAAUCCGCAGCACGAGCUGCACGUCGUCGAGAGCGAGGUGCCCGAACCCGGGCCGGGAGAAUGCCUGAUUCACGUGCGCGCGACGGGCAUCUGCGGCUCCGACGUGCACUUUUGGAAGCACGGGCACAUUGGGGAUAUGGUUGUGAGGGAUGAAAACGGGCUUGGGCACGAGUCGGCGGGCGUCGUGGUCCGUGUGGGCGCCGACGUGACGCGUUGGAAGCCUGGCGACCGCGUCGCACUCGAGAACGGAAUUCCUUGCUCCAAGCCCACCUGCUACUUCUGCAGGACUGGCCGCUACAAUGCCUGCCCGGAUGUCGUCUUCUUCUCCACGCCGCCCCACCACGGCACGCUGCGCCGCUAUCACGUGCACCCAGAGGCAUGGCUGCACCGCCUGCCGGACAGCCUGAGCUUCGAAGAGGGCUCGCUGCUGGAGCCGCUGUCGGUAGCCUUCGCCGGCAUCGACCGCUCCGGCCUCCGUCUGGGCGAUCCGCUGGUCAUCUGUGGCGCGGGUCCAAUCGGCCUCGUCACUCUGCUCGCUGCCCAUGCUGCCGGCGCCCAGCCCAUCGUCAUCACUGACCUGGACGAGCACCGCCUUGCCAUGGCGAAGGACCUUGUGCCGCGCGUGCGUACCGUCCAGGUUACCCGUGAAGACACCCCCGAGGCCCUUGGGUCCAGGAUUGUGGCUGCGCUGGGCGAGGAGGCGAAGCUUGUCCUCGAGUGCACGGGUGUUGAGAGCAGCAUCCACGCCGGCAUCUACGCCACACGCUUCGGAGGGGCAGUAUUCGUCAUCGGCGUUGGAAAAGACUUCCAAAACGUGCCCUUCAUGCAUCUCUCUGCCAAGGAAAUCGAUCUGCGCUUCCAGUAUCGCUACCACGACACCUACCCCAGGGCUAUCGGCUUGGCCGAGGCCGGCCUGGUCGAUCUAAAGAAGCUCGUCACGCACAGGUACGCGCUCGAGGACGGCCUGGAGGCUUUCAAGACUGCUUCCACGCCGUCGGCGAGGGCUAUCAAGGUCCAGAUCCUGGAUGAUUGAUGCUCUUCACUGUGCAGUUGCCACAUGGAGGCUGUUUGUCGCACUGUUCUUCGAGUUUAGGGCCGCACUUGGAGAUGAAUUACAGCACAAGGCUUAAUCCUGCACGUCCAUCAUGAACAGACUUUAUGGAUAGUAGUGGAUUUUAUUCGAUGGUGUGCCUGCGAAUUGUUUAGUGUUGCAUGGACGCACUUUAACAUGACAAUUCUUGCAACCUAUGCAGUCAUUC
Messenger RNA from Aplosporella prunicola CBS 121167, 1330 nucleotides. RefSeq lists its product as uncharacterized. The transcript has 3 exons. Gene Ontology annotation, molecular function: L-iditol 2-dehydrogenase (NAD+) activity; zinc ion binding. NCBI's taxonomy places the organism in Eukaryota, Fungi, Ascomycota, Dothideomycetes, Botryosphaeriales, Aplosporellaceae. The coding region runs from base 4 to 1104 and encodes 366 amino acids. The record is from RefSeq and is a predicted model, not a curated record. Gene Ontology annotation, biological process: D-sorbitol catabolic process.